GAAGUCGAGUGCAUUUUUACACUUCUGCCUGGAGCAACUUCACCAACUCCUGCAAUGCGUUAUCGAGAAGUUCCUUAAGAAACAUUUACGGCGCUGUAUAACCUCUAAUUCCGUUUCCGGUAUUCUUGAACUAGCUCUUCGCGGUCCGUCAUGCCAUCUAUCCUCAGUGACGCCGACAAAGAAACCGUCAAGAGGACUGUCCCCAAACCGGCGAACAAGAUCCACGCUGUAGCUGUUGCGCGAUUAUAUGUGGCCUACCCGGAUCCUCAAAAAUGGACAUACACAGGUCUACAGGGUGCCGUCGUCCUGGCGAAUGAUUUAGUCGGGCGGACCUUCUGGUUGAAGCUGGUGGAUGUAUCGCCCGCUGGACGAGGUGUUAUCUGGGACCAGGAGAUCUACGAUAAUUUCCCCUAUAACCAAGACCGAACAUUCUUUCACACGUUUGAGCUGGAAGAGUGUGCCGCUGGUUUAUCCUUUGCUGACGAGAAGGAAGCUAAAACGUUCAUCAAGAAAAUGCAAGAGCGGGAGAAAAAUGUGAGCAAAGAAACCCGGCAGACACCUUUCGCAUCCACUCGUGGUCAAGGCCCUGCUCCCAUAGCAAAUGGUAAACACGGCGUAGGACGGUCGAUUUUCGGUAGCCUGCUAGGCCAUCGGUCAACAUCGGGGUCAAAUGCGCCUCCACCAGUAGCACAUACAGAACCUCCUGCGCCCUCCAUUCAAGUCGCACCUCCCCCACCCAGCAGCCCUCCGCGCAAGCCCUUGCCCUUCGACACCAGUGAUCCGUCAUGGAAAGGUCUUCUGGACGAACUCUUGCAGAUGGGCAUCACGGAAGACCAAAUCGCGGAGAAUUCGGACUUUAUCAAGGCAUAUAUUGAGCAGAAACAAAGCAACGGGGUCGAUUCUGCUCCGUCUCCAGCUGAGGAUAAAAGGGGCAAAGCUCCCCCUCCGCCUCCUCCAUCGGCGCCCCCUGCCCCUAAGUCGAGUUCUAUAAGCCCGCAACAUACAGGUAAUAGUACGGGUAGUCGGCGAGGCGCUCCGCCACCACCUCCGCCAUCACGGAGAACUCGUGCUGAAGCAGAGGAAGAGUCGCCUGCAUCCACUCGCGAACCAUCCCCGCCCCGGCCCAGAUUCCGAGCGCCGCCUCCAAUUGCAGAUGCUGGCAAAUUUGCGCACAGCAAUGGGCCCCCUCUUCCCGGCCGACAACGAGCAUUAUCGGGCGCGAAUCCUGGGCCUCCUCCCCCACCACGACCUCCAAAGACUCCUAUGGAUGAUAGUCAACCCCGGUUUGGGGUGCCUCCACCUUUCCAAGGAGAGCGAAAGGUGUCCGCUCCUCCAGCACCACCCAGCCGUAACCCAGCGCCUCCAGGGCCACCGCCACGGCCACCUCCCCGCUCGUCAAGCCCUGCGGUACCGCCACAGCUUCCUCCCAAAGUGCCCCAUGGCCAGGGAUCAACGCCAGCACCUCCCCCACCACCCCCGAGAAGUCCGGCCAGCCAACCUCCUCCUCCGCCUGUGCCAGCUGCUUCCCGGCCCACGCCUCCUCCACCUGCAUCUAGCGCGGUGCCCCCUCCACCACCACCACCACCGACUUCAUCAAGCGUUCCUCCGCCGCCUCCACCGCCUCCGCCGCACCCUUCAUCAAGCCCAAGUCCUUCUGUGCCUCCUCCCCCUCCCCCUCCCACGUCGAGCGUAGCUGCUCCUCCUCCUCCGCCGCCACCACCUCCUCCAUCAUCAAGCAGAAGCCCUCCAGCUCCUCCGCCGCCACCACCACCCCCAUCUUCGGGCAUACCUCCGCCUCCCCCUCCGCCCGGCAGAGGCCCCUUAGCCCCCCCUCCCCCUCCACCCCCAGCGCCAGCUGGCGGAGCUCCGCCGCCACCACCACCUCCUGCAGCUGGUGCUCCUCCGCCUCCUCCUCCCCCUGCAGGUGGAGCAGCCCCACCUUUGCCCACACCUGCUGGUGGGAGAGACGACCUUAUGGCUGCCAUUAGGGCAUCCGGAGGCAAGGGUGGCGGAGGCUUGCGGAAGGUCAAAGACACCGACAAGAAGGAUCGUAGCGCGGCGAUGGUUCCUGGGUCUGCCAACGAAUCAUCCGCAGCUUCAACAGGGGGCGGUGCUGCUCAGGGUGGUAUGGCAGGCGCGCUUAAAGCCGCUCUGGACAAGAGAAAGCAGAAAGUUAGCGGUAGCGAUGAUGAAAAGGACGACGACGAUGAUUGGUAAGCUUGGUGGCUACUUCUUAUCUUUGCUUCAUAUGUUGCUGUGGGUUAGACCGGUCUAGUUUCGUUUGAUACCUACAUAUUGCAGCGUUCUUCAUCUCAAUAUUCAGCAUUAUUCUUCAAUUCAGCAGAUGUCGGUUGGGGUUUUCCCGCUAAAAAGGCUCCUUCAUGUAGCAAAAGCAAUGUCUUGCAAUAGUCUGGGAUGAUCCGACAAGCAAAUA
Messenger RNA from Aspergillus pseudonomiae, 2434 nucleotides. RefSeq names its product WASP family protein. Bases 151 to 2217 code for a protein of 688 amino acids. The record is from RefSeq and is a predicted model, not a curated record. Gene Ontology annotation, molecular function: actin binding. The transcript has 3 exons. Lineage: Eukaryota; Fungi; Ascomycota; Eurotiomycetes; Eurotiales; Aspergillaceae.